Molecule: messenger RNA, 999 nt
Organism: Suillus paluster
Lineage: Eukaryota; Fungi; Basidiomycota; Agaricomycetes; Boletales; Suillaceae
Exons: 6
Coding region: 1-999 (332 amino acids)
Source: RefSeq, a predicted model, not a curated record
AUGCCAUCCGACACUCCAGAUACAAAUUUGUGGCUUGAACGAUCUCGUCUCGAUGGAAUGUUAUUAGGGGGUGUAUCUUAUGGCGUGUUCUUUCUCCUUACAGUACAAGCCGCAACUGCUCUCGUGCAGCGACCUCGAUAUGGCGGGAAAAUUGCACACAACCGUCGCGCGCUUCUUGUUUACAUCGUCAUCACGUUCGUACUAGGAACGAUAGAUGUAGCUACGAACAUGAGAUAUACCGAGAUGAUUUGGAUAGACCUUCGCGAUGCGCCUGGUGGUCCGCUCGCGCUAAUCGAGAACGCAAUGAAUUAUCGCAUCAACAUUGUGACACUUUCCACUUAUUACAUCAUGGCGUGGUUUAUGCAAGCCCUACUUCUUCACCGAUGCUCUGUGAUCUGGGAUCGGGCAAGACCCGUGAUGAUCCCGAUGAUCACACUCUAUCUUGCCAUGUUUGCAUUGUCUAUUCUCAUCCUGAUCCAGGCGAGCACCGGGACCGUAUUUUUCAAAAUCAACACCAAGCUUCUCUACCUCUGCAUGGAAGUAGGGUUCACUAUGAUUUAUACGAUUCUCGUGACGAAUCGUUUGCUCAUCAUGCGAGGCCAGAUGAAGCAGCUCAUGGCCCACUAUGAUUCUAGCACCUACGAUACCGUCAUCCUCAUGCUCAUCGAGUCCGCCAUGUUAUACACCACCUUCUGCAUUAUCCUUAUAGUUUCCUCUGCUUUGCAUUCUGAGGGUGUUUUCAAUCUAUUUUUCCUGUCUGUUAACAAUGUCCAGGGCAUUGCUCAAUUGCUCAUUAUCACCCGUGUAGCACGGGGGCGGGCAAUAACACGCGAGUGGUCGAUCCGAAGUGCUACAGCACGUACGUCUAUAGCAUUCACAUGGAGUGUAUCGGACACAACAGAUGGGACCAACUUUGGGCGAAUAGCUAGGCCAGAACAGGAUAGUAUUCAGUUGUCUUCUGUUAACUCGGCGAAGGCAGAGUCGGAAGCAGAAGGGUAA